This is a messenger RNA of Lampris incognitus (smalleye Pacific opah), 2481 nucleotides long. RefSeq names its product bone morphogenetic protein/retinoic acid inducible neural-specific 1 (gene brinp1). The transcript has 7 exons. Bases 1 to 2286 code for a protein of 761 amino acids. Lineage: Eukaryota; Metazoa; Chordata; Actinopteri; Lampriformes; Lampridae. The record is from RefSeq and is a predicted model, not a curated record. Gene Ontology annotation, biological process: negative regulation of mitotic cell cycle; positive regulation of neuron differentiation.
AUGAACUGGAGGUUUAUUGAGGUCAUCUGCUUCCUGUUUAUAUGGGACCAUAUAACAGUUCAGUCUUCCCGCCAGGACCCGUCGGCCACUGAGCAACAUGUCACCAAACAAUAUGACUGGCUCAUCUCGGACCGCGGACCUUUCCACCACUCUCGGAGUUACCUCUCCUUCGUGGAAAGAUUCCGCCAAGGAUUUACAACCAGAUAUAAAAUUUAUAGGGAAUUUGCACGUUGGAAGGUGAGGAACACAGCCAUUGAGAGAAGGGACCUGAUCCGAAACCCAGUGCCGCUCAUGCCUGAAUUCCAGCGAAGUGUCCGCCUGCUGGGCCGCAGGCCGACUACCCAGCAGUUUAUCGACACCAUCAUCAAGAAGUAUGGGACCCACAUCCUAAUCUCAGCCACCCUAGGAGGUGAGGAAGCAUUGACUAUGUACAUGGCCAAGAACAAACUUGACAGGAAGCUAGCCAACGCUACCCAGAAUGUAGAGGCCCUGCAUCAGCUGGCCUCUUCUUACUUCAUUGACCGUGAUGGCACUAUGAGGAAGCUGCACGAGAUCCAGAUCUCUACCAAUGCCAUCAAGGUGACAGAGACACGGACAGGUCCUCUGGGAUGUAGUAGCUACGACAAUUUGGACUCAGUCAGUUCGAUCCUCCUGCAUAGCCCUGAGAGCAAGCUCCAUCUGCAAGGUCUGCAGGUUAUUUUUCCAGAGUAUCUGCAGGAGAAAUUUGUCCAAUCAGCUCUAAGCUACAUUAUGUGCAAUGGAGAGGGUGAGUACGUGUGCCACAACAACCAGUGCAUCUGUCAGUGCGCCGAAGAAUACCCACAAUGCAACUGUCCCAUCACCGACAUUCAGAUCAUGGAAAACACCCUGCUGGGAAUGGCCGAGUCAUGGGCCACUUCUUACAAGGACUUUGAGAACUCUGAUGAGUUCAAGUCCUUCCUGAAGAGGCUGCCCUCCACACACUUCCUGCCUGUCAGCAGCGUGCAUCUCCUGUGGGGCAGUGACUGGGAUCUGCAGGCCCGCUACAGGCUCCUUCAGAGUUCCCUGGAGAUCCAGCGGCUCAAGAUCCAGCGCACCGCCCGCAAGCUCUUUGGCCUCAGCAUCCGUUGUCACCAUAAUCCUAACCACCAGAUGCCCAGGGAGAGGUCGGUGAUGCAGUGGCUCAACAGAGUUCAGUCCUUCCUGUACUGCAAUGAAAAUGGGUUCUGGGGGACCUUCUUGGAGAGCCAAAGGACAUGUGUGUGCCACACAGGUGUGACACUGUGCCAGCGACCCAUCCCUUGUGUGAUUGGUGGCAACAACAGCUGUGCCAUGUGCAGCCUGGCCAACAUCUCUCAGUGUGGCUCCUGCAACAAGGGCUACAAGUUGUACCGCGGUCGCUGUGAGCCCCAGAAUGUGGAUUCAGAGCGAAGCGAGCAGUUCAUCAGCUUUGAGACUGACCUCGAUUUCCAAGACCUGGAGCUCAAAUAUUUGUUGCAAAAGAUGGAUUCACGCCUCUACAUUCACACUACCUUCAUCAGCAACGAGAUCCGCCUGGAGACUUUCUUUGACCCACGGUGGCGUAAGCGCAUGUCCCUAACUCUGAAGAGCAACAAGAACCGGAUGGACUAUCUGCACAUGAUAAUUGGCUUAUCCAUGAAAAUCUGCCAGAUGCGCAACAGCAGUAUUGACCCAAUGUUUUUUGUUUAUGUUAACCCCUUUAGUGGCAGCCACUCAGAAGGCUGGAGCAUGCCCUUUGGCGAGCACAGUUACCCACGCUGGGAGAAGGUGCGCCUACAGAACUCACAAUGCUUCAACUGGACCCUGUUACUGGGAAACCGCUGGAAAACAUUCUUUGAGACAGUGCAUAUCUACCUGCGUAGCCGUGCUAAGAUUCCUACUGGCCUGCGCAAUGACACAGGCCAGGGUCCGGUGGACCUUGCAGACCCCAACAAGCGUCAGAUCUACAUUAAGAUCUCUGAUAUCCAGGUGUUUGGCUAUAGCCUACGCUUCAACGCUGACCUACUCCGCAGUGCAGUGCAGCAGGUCAACCAGUCAUACACUCAAGGAACUCAGUUCUACUCAUCCUCAUCUGUCAUGCUUUUGCUGCUGGACAUUAGGGAUCGGAUUAACCGCCUGGCCCCUCCAGUCGCACCUGGAAAGCCCCAGCUAGACCUGUUCUCUUGUAUGCUAAAGCACAGGCUCAAGUUAAACAACAGCGAGAUGAUCCGAGUGAACCACGCCUUGGACAUGUACAACACAGAGAUACUGAAACAAUCAGAUCACCUGACUACCAAACUCUGCUAAAGAAUAAUAACAUUAACAAAAGAGAAAACUAAACAGAGACACCCUACAAAGAGAACUGUUAGGGGAUAUUAAUCCUAAUUUUAUUUUCCCUUUUUCAUUUUUUGGACUUUUUUUUUUUGUUCUGCCUUUUGAUGUAAUAUUAACAACUUUGUAAGUGUAACUGUUAAAGAGAAAAUGGAAAAAGGCAGUGAUGAA